ACAUGUAUAUAUCAUAUGUACAUAUAGGACAACCAUAAAUGAUUUGAGGUAAACAGCUCUCAAUGAUAUAUGCUGGUAGUACUUGUACACGUAAAGCACAGUGGCAAUAAAGUAACAUCAGUGACACUAUCUCGAAAAACCCUUGAGCCUUUUCGAAACGAAUGUCGGCAAUGGCUUCCUGAAUCUCGGCCAUCGCCAUGAUGGACAUUCAGUUCUGUCUUUUAAUAAUCAGCCUGGGAUACCUGUUUGAACCUGUCACUGCAGCUAAUACCACUGUCUACUGCACGCCAACGACUGGAAAACGGCAGACCUGCCGAGCCGACAAAACCAACUGCUGCGCUCUUAAGGACUAUGGCUAUUUCACAUGCUGCGCAGAUAGUGAAUACCACAGGCGAAAGAGUCUGGCAGAGCUCUAUGGAGAGCCAAAUCUGACAGCGACAAUUGUUGGCGGUGUAAUAGGAGGUCUAGUCAUCGUUCUGAUUGUCGUCCUUAUUGUAGUCGUCGGUUGUGCGGACUGCAAGGCACAGUGCAGACGCAAGAGAAAGCCACCCGACUUAGAGCGGCGUAUGUCCCUUCGCGCAGUAGCGACUUCCAGUAGGCAGCUCAUCCAUUCCCACCAACUUUCGCGACAGAAAAUAGCCCCAAUAGAGCAGCCCAAUCGGGCAAGGCCAAGCCCGGACACGCCAGCACAGAACCACGCCCGGCCAAUUUUGCCGUCUUCCAGAUCCCCGAGAUCCAAAGAGCCAGUGCUCGUACCAGCUAACUACCAACCACCGCACUACGAACCACCGGAGAGGGAUUGUGCCGACUACCAAACACCGAAGAUAGAUCGUGCGGACUACCAACCACCGGAGAUGAAUCGUGUCGACAACCAACAAUCGGAGCUGGAUCGUGAGGACCUUCGUCGGCAAGCAAUGUUUAUUUGAGCACGGACAAUACAUGUAUGUACCCGGUCAAAGUGCGAGCCUUUGGAUCGACAUAUUUUCCGUUCUCUUGCGUACCUCUUUACUUUUUCGAAAAUUUGAAAAGUGGUGGCAGUUUGUCCCUAUAUUAAUUAUGAAUCCCCUUUCGGGAUUUUCGCCACUAACUUCAAGCAGCAAUUUUGGGCUUCCUGACAGGUACUGACCAAUCAGAAGAGAGCUAUCAUGCUUGUUCGGCACAGACUGCAUGUCAAGCAGCUAUAUACAAGUAAUUAACAUGUAUAGUGUUCUUGGUAUGCAAUUUUGAAUCGAAUUUCUGACAUACGAACAGAAGUACCUUAGUUUCAAACAGAUGGUUCAAUGAGAAAUAACUAAAUAAUGAUCAAUGA
Messenger RNA from Lineus longissimus, 1309 nucleotides. RefSeq lists its product as uncharacterized. The record is from RefSeq and is a predicted model, not a curated record. The coding region runs from base 198 to 926 and encodes 242 amino acids. Lineage: Eukaryota; Metazoa; Nemertea; Pilidiophora; Heteronemertea; Lineidae. The transcript has 4 exons.